CACAACAGACUAAAAUUGACGCUCCAUCACCUCGUGUCGUUUGCCCGUUUUGCCGCCAUAUUGCAGUACCUAGGUACUCUUCUCCUUGUCUAUAAUUUUCGGAUAGAUCGUGUCUUUAUGGGCAAGAUAUAACUGGGGAAAUAUUAAUGUGUAUGGCGUUAUAAAAUGGAUACGUGGUCUAAUUUGUGUCGAUGUUGCUUAUCGCCUGAAACCGAAGUGUCAAUAUUAGGAGGAGAUCAAAAUGUCGAGGAAAAGUUUUUGGAAACAACUACUGUUGUUGUUACAGCCGAUGAUGGUCUACCACAAAAGCUUUGUUCAGAUUGCUACAGCAUAAUGACCUCUGCAUACCAGUUCCGCAAACAAUGCAUUAAAAUGGACAGUGAACUGAAAGUUCAACUUAAUGCACUGUUAGCACAAGUGCAAGAAGAAACAUACGCUCAGGAAAUUGAGCAGGAUUCGAGUAAAAGUCAAAAUAAAAUAGAUGAUGACUUGGCUUUUGCGAAUGAUCCUCUGAAACAAUUAGAGAUGAUAAUAAAAAAAGAACCGACUGAUAGUGAUGACGAUUACUAUUACGUUGUAGUCAUUGAUGACGACAAAGAGAAAGAACCCAAUUUGAAAGAUGUCAAGGAACCAAAUAUUGACCCUGUAAUCAAACAAGAGGUGAUAGAAACGCCACAGCCAGAAGAACUUCAAGUGGAACAAUCGGUUUCUGAACAAUCCACUGGAUUUGAUAAACUGGACUCUUUAGACUUAUUCAUCAUGUCUAAUCCCAAAAUUCCUAUCAAUGUGCCAGCUACAAUUCUGGAAAAUGAAGAGGAAGGGCAGGAUAUGGAUGACAAUGACAAUCAAGCCAUGGAUAUAGAAGAAGCAAUUGAUGCUUCUGGACAAACACAAAUACUCACAACCAUAGAAGAUUCUCAAGAUGCUACCGAUGGCAUUCAGACUUUAACAGGAGAUUUGGUCACUGAUUUGAAUCCUAAAAAUUUUCUUAAAAUCAUGACCACAACUGGCGCCGAAGGUGGAGCAAUACUUCUGAAAGCUGGUGAAGAGAUGCAGUAUCUCACUGGAGCAGAAUUGGUUGCAACCAACGAUGGAGAUCAAGAUCAGGAAGAAGUUAUCUACUAUGAUGGUACAGAGCUAGUUAUAGAAUACUCUGAUGAUGGCCAAAUAGCCACUAUUGUCCAACAGGAAGAUGGCAAGUUCUUGUGUGACUGCGGAGAGCAGUUUGAAGACUUAGGAGAGUAUGAAAAACACCAAUACAAGCAUAACCCUGGGGGUGAACAUCUAUGCAACUUAUGUGGUAAAGGUUUUGAGUCUGCUGAGAUUUUAACUGGCCAUAUGCUGCUUCAUAAAUACACAGGACUGCUAAUAACUUGCCCGUUUUGCAAUCAACUCAUUAGAAGAAAUGCUCUCACUCAACAUAUCAAAUACGGACACAAUAACAUCAAACCCAGAUGCACCAUUUGCUUCAAGACCUUUGCUAACCCAAACAAUUUGAAACGUCACAUGAUGAUUCACAGUGGUGUACGAGAAUUUGAGUGUGACAUAUGCUUUAAAAGGUUCCACCAAAAAAUUACCAUGCAGACUCACAGAUUGACACAUUUAAACCCUUUUUGUUGCAACCAGUGUGACAAGACAUUUGAUAACAAAGUAGAAUUGAUGAAUCACAAAGAAUCAGAUGAUUGUUCCAAAUCAAAGGUGUUGAAAGUAAAAGAAGAAUUAAUGAAAACUGUCAAACAAGAGGUCACUACAAAUCUUGGGAAACUUUUGGGUUAUGCAUGUUCAUUGUGUAAAAAAAUGUUUUCUGUUGAGUCUGCAUUGGAACAACAUGUGGAAAGCACUCAUAUACUGGAUCCUAUGGAACUGUUGUGCUCGGAAUGUGGUGAAGUGUUGCCUUCAAAGAAAGAUAUGCAAUCGCAUGUUAUGACUCACAAAAAUAUGAAAAACAAAAAUGCAAAAAGAUUUGAAUGCAGCAUAUGUGGUAAGGGUUGUUCGAGCCAGGCCAUGUUGAUAAUGCAUGAGCGGGUUCAUACAAAUGAAAGGCCUUUUCCUUGUCAGCUAUGUUCUCUGAGAUUUAAGACUAAAACACAUUUGCGUACUCAUCAGCUCACACAUACAAGAGAGAAGAAAUUUGGCUGUUCUGUUUGCAUGAAAUUCUUUGCACUGAAAGGCAAUCUUGUUGUACAUUUACGUACUCACACUGGAGAACGUCCAUAUGUCUGCUCUUUGUGCGGAGAAGCAUUCAUAGACUCAAAGUAUCUCAAAAAACACAAAUUAAAGAAACACGCCAUCGAAAAUGUACCUUGGAAUAAAUACUAAUGCAAAAGGCCAAAGUUAAUUUAAUUUAUUUUUGUCAGGAUCACAAAAUUUGUGUAGCAUUUUAUUUUAUUUUUGGGGUUAUUGCUGUUGUAAAUAAUUUUAAAUUAUUAUUAAAUUUAGUUUUAAGUUUCCAUGUAGAUCUUUUUCAAUUUUAUAAGACUUGUGUGUUAUUUUAUAGUAGUGUAAAAGACGCGUAUUAAAACAUUUUUUUUACAUGUGAUGCAAUCUGUGGCAUAAUUUCUUUUCUAAACUGGCGAGACAGAAUUAGUUCUUCUCCUAAGAACUCGUUCAUGAAGACAAACUACAACCAGAAUAUGCUUGUUUUUUUUUUAAGUUCUAGAAAACUUAUUUUAUUUUAAAAUACUUAACCUGUAAUUUCAGUACCGCUAUAUGAUUUAAUAUGCAGUAUGUAUGUAUCGUGGUAUGUACUAUGCAAAAUAUAUGCAAUAUUACCAGGAAAUAAACCUUUUUUACAAUUAAA
Molecule: messenger RNA, 2800 nt
Organism: Plodia interpunctella (Indianmeal moth)
Lineage: Eukaryota; Metazoa; Arthropoda; Insecta; Lepidoptera; Pyralidae
Product: zinc finger protein 25-like
Exons: 3
Coding region: 166-2319 (717 amino acids)
Biological process (GO): regulation of transcription by RNA polymerase II
Cellular component (GO): nucleus
Molecular function (GO): RNA polymerase II cis-regulatory region sequence-specific DNA binding; zinc ion binding; DNA-binding transcription factor activity
Source: RefSeq, a predicted model, not a curated record